This is a messenger RNA of Eutrema salsugineum, 726 nucleotides long. Its product is annotated as clumping factor A-like. The record is from RefSeq and is a predicted model, not a curated record. Lineage: Eukaryota; Viridiplantae; Streptophyta; Magnoliopsida; Brassicales; Brassicaceae. Bases 1 to 726 code for a protein of 241 amino acids. The transcript has 5 exons.
AUGGAUCUUGCUAUCAACGAGUGGACCUUGCGGACAUAUAAUCCUUUAAUCGAAGGUUCUGAUCAUGUUAAUUCGAGCGAUCAUGGUCACAAGACCUUUCUUUGGGAUUUUGCGAGGAAGGCUUGGAUUAUAAAUAAAGAAUCUAAUGGUUUCAAUGAAGAUAAUGAGUAUGAUGAAACCGAGGUGCUAUCUGGCCGUGGUACUGAUGAUGAUUAUGGUUUUGAGGAUUACAUGGGGUCUGAUGCCGAGUCGCACGAUGAUACCGAUGAUAUGGACCAAACAGAUGAAUACAAUUCUGAAGAUGAUUUUAUUGACGACGGUGAGUCUUGUGAAGGAUCUGAUGGUUCAAGUGAUAACUCGGAAGGUGAUAGUGGUAAUGAUGAAGAUGAAGAUGAUGACGAUGCUGAUUCGACUGAUGAUGAUGAGGAUGAUGAUGAAGAUGUUAUGUUGGAUGAUGAGACUGAGAGUGACGAUGAUAGUGAGGAUCACCAAAAUGUCGAACCAAAUGAUAUACUCAUCGAAAAGAAUAUUAGUAUAUCGGGACACCAGAAUUUGGGUGUUAAAAUUCAGGCCACUGUUAGAGAUGGUGAGAUCGAUGUCGCAGCGUCUCGCAUAGAUGUUGAUCUCAUUGGUGUGAUGGAAAAUGUUAGCAACAUUGAAACAGAAAAUAACCCUGAUGGAGAGAUUGUUCAGAAAAUAACUUUCACCAUCACAGAUAUCGAGUAA